Neltuma alba is the source of this 2559-nucleotide messenger RNA. Its product is annotated as protein trichome birefringence. The record is from RefSeq and is a predicted model, not a curated record. The transcript has 6 exons. Gene Ontology annotation, molecular function: O-acetyltransferase activity. Gene Ontology annotation, cellular component: Golgi apparatus. Bases 320 to 2197 code for a protein of 625 amino acids. NCBI's taxonomy places the organism in Eukaryota, Viridiplantae, Streptophyta, Magnoliopsida, Fabales, Fabaceae.
CGAGCAGUGGCAUUUUCUCGGCUAUAUGAUUAAACAUGAACAAAUGACGCCGAUCUGUGCGAUCCUUUUAUAAAUUCGUUAUUGUUACUCUCUAAUUUCUUGUUCUUAUUCUGCUCGCGACAAACGUAUCCUCCUGGUCCUACCGCUGCUCAUACCAGCCAGAUCCUUGUGUUAUCUCUCCUCCCUCCUCUCUCGCACAUUCAUACUUCCAGACAUGAUGGCCCCUUCUCUCCUUUGCUCGGUUUUGAUUUGAGUCACUCAGAUACUCUUCCCCUUUACUGUUUUCUUCAGCCCCAAUAACCGAAAAACCUCAUCCUCCAUGGCUGAUUCCGCUAAGUAUCUUCCUGUUGGUGGGGCAAUCCCGCCGUCCGAUUUCAAGACCUUCUUCUCUUUUCUCAAAACCAGAACUACUGUGGCUCUUGGCUAUGGCUUCAUGCUUGCUUUUGUUGCUUUCACCGUUUUCCUUGCUCUCUCUCCUUCCCCGAAUGCUUCCUCUCCCUGGUUCACCAACAUAUUCACCUCUACCUCCACCUCUUCCUCUCCUACUUCCUCUAAUUCUCACUUCUCUCCCCUUUUCUCUUUCUUUUCCCCCAGCACCACUUCAUUCCCUCUCCCUCCCUCCCCUUCUAUCCCGCAAACUAACCUUACUUCUAGAUCUGCUAAUUCCACUUCUCAGUUGCCCAGCACUAUGGAAGAUUCAUCCGAACCAGUCUCUCUCGUCAACCAGACUCUAAGCUCAGGGAAUUCGUCCAAGGAUCCGCUUCCGAGCUUCAAUCACACUGUAAUUUCUAGCUCAACUGCUCCCAAGUUAAGUAAUCUGACAGCAGAUUCGCCGGUGAAGCCACCCGUUGUUCAGAGUCAUGAGCAGACUUCAGGAGAGUCUGGUGUAGCUGCGUCUUUGAAGGCUAAUCGAACUACAAUUGCUGCACCUCCACCUGAAAUCUUAGUCGCUCUUCCUCCUCGAAAAGCCCCUGCAGACACCCCACCUCAAAAUAUUAGCUCUGCAUUGAAAUCUAACUCGCCAGUCAAUACUAGUCCCGGGAAAUCGAGUGAUUAUAGGUCUUCCCUGGCAAAGAAACCGAGCAAUGGGACUAGUACGAGACAGAAAGAUGACUUGAUGGAAUCUCUGAUGAAUUGUGAUUUCUUUGAUGGAGAAUGGGUGAAGGAUGAUUCCUAUCCACUUUACGGUUUUUGCGAUCUGGUCGAUGAACAGUUCAAAUGUAUUCGGAAUGGCAGGCCUGAUAAAGAUUAUCAGAAAUACAAGUGGAAACCUAAGGGCUGCACCCUCCCCAGGUUGGAUGGGCAUCGAAUGCUAGACUUGUUGAGAGGCAAGCGACUGGUUUUCGUGGGCGAUUCUCUCAAUAGGAAUAUGUGGGAAUCUCUUGUAUGCAUACUGAGAAAUUCUGCAAAAGAUAAAAGAAAAGUUUACGAAGCAAAUGGCAGGGUUCACUUCCGAGGCGAGGCCUUCUAUUCUUUCAUAUUCGAAGAUUACAAAUUCUCCAUAGAGUUCUUCGUAUCGCCAUUCUUAGUUCGGGAAUGGGAGGUAACAGACAAGAAAGGAACAAAGAAGGAAACUCUUCGUCUCGAUUUAGUUACGAGGGCUUCUGAUCAAUACAAAGAUGCAGAUAUUAUCAUCUUUAACACUGGCCACUGGUGGACCCAUGAAAAAACUUCCAGAGGGAAAGAUUAUUACCAAGAAGGUAGUCACGUGUAUGAAGAACUAGAUGUGCUGGAGGCGUUUCGAAGAGCUAUAACAACUUGGAGCAGAUGGGUUGAUGCCAACAUAAAUCCAUCCAAGUCUUUGGUCUUCUUCAGAGGCUACUCUGCCUCUCAUUUCAGUGGUGGACAAUGGAAUUCAGGUGGGCAAUGUGACAAUGAAACAGAGCCGAUUAAGAACGAAAAGUACUUGAGAGAAUAUCCGCCUAAAAUGAUGGUGUUGGAAAAGGUUUUGAAGCAUAUGAAAACCCAUGUGACGUACCUAAAUAUUACGAGAAUGACAGAUUUCAGGAAGGACGGGCAUCCCUCAAUGUAUAGGAAGCAAAAGCUAUCGCCAGCAGAAAGGAGAUCGCCACAUAUGUUCCAAGACUGCAGUCAUUGGUGCCUGCCAGGUGUUCCUGAUACAUGGAAUGAGAUUCUUUAUGCGGAGCUUCUUUUGAGACAACAUCGAAAUCAGCAUCAGCAGCAAAACCGACAAUAGUGUAUAGAAAUUUGGAAAGUUCAAGUGGAUAUGCCAGCGGAAACAAAAUGAGAGAGAAUUGCACCGUUAAAAUUUGUAAUAUUAUUUUUUUUUUCCAUAGAAGUUCCUACCGUUUAAAGGGAAGAGUUAGACGGGCAAUUUUGUCUGUUGUUGUAAAUCCCUUGGGUUCCCAGUUUUUCUCCUCUCCUGAAAGAUUAAGUCGUGCUGUAAAUCUCUAAUCAAUUGAUGUUGAAACAGAUUCUUGACAUUAUUUGAUUGUGCACCCAUUUAUUUUAUUCUUCUCGAUAUUUUAAGAUGGCCCUGGCCAUUUAUUUAGGACGGUUAAAAGCCGAAACAUCACUUACGGUGAUGAGAUGUAGUUA